GGACGCGCAAAUGUCAGUUGCUUUAAAAUUGUAAAUUUUAUUUUAAUUUUUUUAAGCGUUCUUGGGAAUAAAAGCUACGGCAAUAAAAGUUAAAAAAAUAUGUCAUCUAUUGUGCAGUUAACGAUACAAGGAAUAAGGAGUUUUGGAACGAAAGCUGAAGAUAAACAGAGUAUAACAUUUUCUUCUCCGGUAACCUUAAUUCUUGGAGCUAAUGGUUGUGGCAAAACAACUGUAAUAGAAUGUUUGAAAUAUGCAUUAACAGGAGAAUUACCACCCGGCAGUGAUCAUGGCAAAAGUUUUGUUCAUGAUCCCAAAAUUUUUGAUGCAAUGGAAUGUAUUGGGCAAGUAAAGUUACAGGUCAAAAAUAUUCGUGGACAAACUCUCACGGUAACCAGGGCAGUUAAGAUAACUCAGAAACGUGGGCGUGCUGGUCCAAAUUUUAUGGCUUUGGAUUCUACAAUUACCUACGGUAAUAAUGAAGGUCAAAGCAUAAGUAAAAGAGCAAUUGAUGUUGAUAAUGAGUUAGAACGGUUUAUGGGAGUUUCAAAAGCUAUAAUAAACAACGUUAUAUUUUGCCAUCAAGAGAACGCCUGCUGGCCUUUAGAUGAGCCUAAAAAAUUAAAAGAAAAAUUUGACGCAAUUUUUGGUACCAGUAAUUAUGACAAAGCUAUAGAAAAAAUGAUUAAAAUAAAGAAACUACAACAAGAUUCGCUGAAAUUAAAGCGGAAUGAUUUAAGAUAUGCUGAAGUCAGAAAAAAGGAGGCAGAUACUAAAAAUUUAGAUUUGGCUAAUUCAAGACAAAAAAAAGAAGAUUUGCUGAAACAAAGUGACCAAUUUGAUAAUGAUCUGAUACCAGUUGAAGAACGAAUAAAAGCUGUUCAGAAAAUAGAAAUAGAAAUAGGAAGUUAUAAUGGAGAGAGAAUCAAAUUAAAAGCAGAUAUAAAAAGUUGCGAAGAGCAUAUUAAAUCUCUUACGUCAAAAAUCAAAAAAGAAUUUGAUGGCAGUGUUGAUCAAAUAGACAUAGAAAUUCGUAAUUUUCACGAAAACAUGGAAGAAAAAAAAUCAGAAUUGAAAAGCUUGGAAGAUUUGCUUAAUCGUAUUAAAAACCAAGAACGGAAACUUCGAUCUAGUUUAACUGACUUGGAGCACAAACGUUCUACUCUGUUAAGUAAACGUCAAUUAGAACAGGAAUAUGUGGGUAAAAGAGCAAAAAAAAUUUCUGAUCUUUGUGAAAAACUAGAAAUACCCGUAUCCAUCGAUAUUGAAAAUGCUAAGGAAGACGAAGUUUUAAAUAUUUAUGAGCAAAUUGGUAAAGCUUUUGUAUUGGAAGAUAAAAAGAUCUCGGAAUUAUCCGAAAAGCACGACAAAACUGAAAAUGAAAAACAAACUGAAAUUGAUAAAUGUCGGGAAAAUAAAGUUACAAUUGAAAGUGACAUACAAUCUAAGCGGGGACAAAAAUCAAAACUGCAACAAGAUUUAAAAAAAGUCGAAGACGAAAUAAACCAAAACGAAGCAAGCGCUAAAAAGUUGGCAUCUAUAACUGCCGAGGUAGAAAAGGCUGACAAAUUAUUAAAAACUUUUGAGGAAAAGGUAAAUUUUGAAGAUAAGGAACGUGAAAUAAACGAUAAAAAAUCUGAUAUUAAAACAAAAGAAGAGCAAUAUCGCGAGUUGGAUAAAAAAUUGACGUUCUUAAACUCAAUUUCCAAGAAAGUGAUUGAGGUUAAUUUAAAAGAGCAACAACUUGAAAAAAAAGAACAGGAAAUUCGAAAAGUGAAAAACAAACACGGAAGUAAUAUUAAAACUAUAUUUCCUGAUAAAGAAAUUGAAUCAAAUUACAAAAAACAAUUUCAAAAUAUUAAUGAAGAAAUCCAAAAACAAAUUAAAGAUUUACAAGAAAAAGAAAAUGAAAAUCGGUUGAAAUUGAACAGUUUAGAAGUAGAGCGCAAAAAUAAAAGAGAAGAAUUGUCCAAAUGGGAAAACGAUCAUCAACAAAAUUCUGAUAAAAUAUUUGACAAAUGUCAUGGUACUCCAUAUGAGGAGAUAUUGCAACGUUCCAAAGAAAAUGUGGAAAAAUAUCAAUUGGAGCUCGGCGCCUUGAAAUCUUCAGAAUCAAUGUUUAAAAAAUAUAUGAAAAAUAUUAAUGACGAUCCAUGUUGCCCAUUAUGUCAUAAAAAUUUAUCAAAUGAUGAGGCAACCGAUUUAACUGCUGAGAUGGCAGAAGAAAUACGCAGAGUUCCUGCCAAUAUUAAAAAAACAGAGCAAUCCUUAAAAAAGGAGCAACACAAUUACGAGUCUUUAAUGGGAUUAAGGUCUAUUAUCGACAAAAACACAAAACUUGAAGAGGAUAUACCAAAAAGAAAAGAGGAUUUGAAGAAGUUAGAAGAUCAAUUAUCUGAGCUAUCGAAAGAUAUUGAAUCAUGUCAGUUGUUAAUUGCUGAACCAUCUUCUAAUUUAGAUUUGGUUAAUUCAAUGUUAGGCGAUAUGGCUUUGCUAGAUGAAGCAUUGAAAGAUGCUUCUAGAAUUAAGGAUGACUUGCAAAGUUUAAAGGAAAAAUUACCAAAAGAAGCAGAAAAUUUAAAUAUCGAUGAUAUUCAAACUGAAAAGGAUACAGUAUCUACGGAGCUAGACACAAACAGAAAAGAAUUAGAAAAAUUGGAAAAUGAUUAUCGUACACAAAAAAGUGAUAUAACAAGAUUAAAAGAAACAAAAUUGGCAUUAAAAGAUAAUCAAAUCAAAUUACAAGAAGGAAUACAAGCAUUACCUCAACUCAAAUCUCGUUACGAUGAAAUUUCUAAAAAUUUAGAUUUACUUUCUAAGGAAAUAGAAACUUUGGAAGAAGAAUUGAACCCCUUGAAGUCAAAACUUGAUAAUUUAAUUAAGGAAAAAGAAAACUUAAAAACUGAAAAUCGUACUAUAUUGAAUAAAUCUAAGAGCAAACUAGAUGGUUUGAAAAAAAUUAAUCACGAAGUUGAAAGUCUGAAUAAGGAACUGAAAAAUUUGGCGGAAGAAAAUUUAGAGGAAGAAAUAGAAAAUUUGAAGGAAUUAUUUAGACGUAAUAUGAACGAACAAGCCGAAAAUGGAAAAGAGAAUACUCAAGCAACAGAAAAAAUUGAAAAUCUUAAGUCCAUAAUAUCAAAUCAAGAAUUAGCGGAAAGAGACCUAAAAGACAAUCGAGAAUUGAAAGUUUUGCAGAAGAAAAAUAUUCGACUGAAAGAUCAAUUGGAAGCUGUUUUAAAACAAAUGGGUGAUUUGAGUAUGGACACUGCAUCAAAAGAACGUGCUGAACUAAUAAAAAAAAGAGACGCAAUAGUGACAAAACGUGGACAAUUACGAGGGCAAAUCGGCGAAAUUGAGAGUCAAAUCAAAAAACUUGAUGCUGAAUUAAAAGAUCCGAAGUUUAAAGAUGCAUUAAAAAAUUAUCGAAGAUUAUUUUAUGAAGUUGAAAUAUUGGAACAAGUAGUUCAUGAUUUAAACGAAUAUCAUUUUGCUUUAGAUAGAGCAUUAAGCCAAUAUCAUAAAGAAAAAAUGCAAAAAAUCAACCGUCUUAUACGUGAAUUUUGGCGUCAGAUAUAUCGUGGAAAUGAUAUAGAUUAUAUUGAAAUAAAAACUGAAAGCGAAGAUACAAAAUCAUCAGCGGCUAAAAGGCGUACAUUUAAUUACAGCGUUGUGCAAAGCAAGAACAACACUAAAUUAGAAAUGCGUGGCCGCUGUAGCGCUGGACAAAGAGUUUUAGCCUCAUUAAUAAUUCGUAUGGCAUUAGCUGAAACAUUUAGUUCAAAUUGUGGCGUUUUAGCAUUGGAUGAACCAACCACCAAUCUAGAUCGUAAUAAUAUAAUUUCUUUAUGUGAAACAUUAAGUCGUAUCAUAGAAGAUCGUCAAAGUCAAUGCAAUUUUAUGCUUAUUAUAAUUACACAUGAUGAAGAGUUUAUAUCAGCUUUAGGUAAAAUUCGAAAUUAUCAUAAAGUUUCAAGGAAUGCAGAGGGAAAAAGCGUUGUCAGACAAGUAAAAUUGGCAACUGAAAUGUAAAUUUCUAUAUAAACCUACUUGAAAAUUCAUAAAUCUUUUUUUUGAAGUCAUUCCGUAAUUGUAUUAUUAUUGGUUUUUUUUUAAAUUCUACAUACAUACAUAUAUACUUAAAAAAAUAAAUUUGAAAAAGUUUUCUAAUUUGCA
Messenger RNA from Condylostylus longicornis, 4170 nucleotides. It is a transcript of the gene rad50, whose product is annotated as DNA repair protein RAD50. Gene Ontology annotation, molecular function: ATP hydrolysis activity; double-stranded telomeric DNA binding; G-quadruplex DNA binding. The record is from RefSeq and is a predicted model, not a curated record. Gene Ontology annotation, cellular component: Mre11 complex; condensed nuclear chromosome; nucleus. The coding region runs from base 100 to 4026 and encodes 1308 amino acids. NCBI's taxonomy places the organism in Eukaryota, Metazoa, Arthropoda, Insecta, Diptera, Dolichopodidae. Gene Ontology annotation, biological process: telomere maintenance via telomerase; telomere maintenance via recombination; double-strand break repair. The transcript is spliced from 12 exons.